Molecule: messenger RNA, 2109 nt
Organism: Thlaspi arvense
Lineage: Eukaryota; Viridiplantae; Streptophyta; Magnoliopsida; Brassicales; Brassicaceae
Source: the annotation of a GenBank genome assembly
AUGAAAGUUUUUUUAAAAAUGGCGUAUUCUGUUCUUCGGCUUCGAAAGGUUUCAGCUUUCGGGAUUUCUCGUGUCCUUCAAGCUGAUAAAGGAAGUUUGUGGCGGUUUCACUUGGAACCCGAGUUUGGUGAGGUUUUGAGAUUAGGUUUAUUGACUAGGAACUACAGAAAGAGCUCUGAUUCCCCAAAGUAUGACUUCACUGGCACAGGAACCACCACCACCAAGUUCGAUUUCACUGAUCUCACCUGUCCUCAUACAUGGUAUCCAAUUGCACGGACGAAGAAGCGUAAAGUCAUUCUACAUGUCGGCCCGACAAACAGUGGGAAAACAUAUAAUGCCCUUAAGCAACUUGAACGGAGUUCUUCAGGUGUAUAUUGUGGUCCGCUAAGAUUGUUGGCAUGGGAAGUAGCUAAACGGUUAAACAAAUCAAAUGUUCCAUGUGAUUUGAUCACUGGACAAGAGAAAGACUUAGUGGAAGGAGCAAAUCACAAAGCUGUGACAGUUGAAAUGGCUGAUGUAACAUCGGUCUACGAUUGUGCCAUCAUUGACGAAAUCCAGAUGGUGGCAUGUAAACAAAGGGGCUUUGCGUUUACUCGUGCUCUACUUGGGAUUGCGGCUAAUGAGCUACAUCUAUGUGGCGAUCCUGCUGUCGUACCUCUUGUUGAAGAUAUAUUGAAAGUAACUGGAGAUGAUGUUGAGGUUCUUACAUAUGAGAGGCUUUCACCAUUAGUCCCUUUGAAGGUUCCAGUUCGGUCAGUUUCCGAUAUUAAAACUGGAGAUUGUCUUGUAACUUUUUCACGCAAUGAUAUAUAUAAUCAUAAGAAAAUAAUUGAAAAGGCAGGGAAGCAUCUUUGCUCUGUGGUUUAUGGUUCAUUGCCUCCAGAGACUCGUACAGCACAGGCAACAAGGUUUAACGAUGACACCAACGACUUUGAUGUGCUUGUAGCCAGCGAUGCAAUUGGCAUGGGUCUUAAUUUGAACAUUUCAAGGAUUAUCUUCUCGACCCUUGAAAAAUUUGAUGGUACCGGGACUAGAGACUUAACAGUAUCCGAGAUUAAACAAAUUGCAGGGAGAGCUGGCAGAUUCAGGUCAAAGUUCCCUGUUGGCGAAGUGACUUGUUUGUACAAAGAGGAUCUUCCGUUGCUACACUCUUCUCUUAACUCUCCUUCACCUCUUAUUGAGCGUGCUGGACUGUUUCCAACAUAUGACCUCCUGUCUCGGUAUUCACUAGCACACCCUAAACUUGGCUUGUUCCAGAUAUUGGAACAUUUCGUUGAAAAUGCUAAGUUAUCUUCAAACUACUUCAUCUCUAACGUUGAAGACAUGAUGAAAGUUGCAGCUCUUGUUGAUGAAUUACCCCUCAAACUGAAAGAUAAGUACCUUUUCGUGGUCAGUCCAGUUGAUAUAAAUGAUGAAAUAUCAAGCCAGGGACUUGCACAGUUUGCUCGAAACUUCUCGAAGACAGGCAUUGUGAGGCUCCGAGAGAUAUUUGCAGCCGACAAAGUUAAGGUUCCAAGAACACCAACAGAACUCAAGGAACUUGAAUCUCUUCACAAGGUUAACAUCUUUUCUUGUCCUGUGAGUAGCAUAGGGUUCACUGUUCAGUUCGGUAACAUUACAAUGAAACAGGUUUUGGAUUUGUACGUAUGGCUAAGCUUAAGGCUAGAGGAUUCAUUUCCGGACCGUGAAGUAGCAGCUUCGCAAAAGUCAAUCUGCAAUUUAUUGAUUGAGCAGUUCUUAGAGGGAAAUAGAUUGAUCUCUUCUACUGGAUUCUCGAAAAAUCUGAGGACCCGACGACGAUUCUGAGAUUACAUUACCAGUUUGAUUGGAUAUUUAUUGUUCUGCUCGUUUGGUUUGGUCACUGAGGAAGAAGUAAAGACAGUUGAUUGUGCCACAACACUUGAUUAAAGAUGCAUUCAAAAAGUUGUCAUGUAUUUAACUGUGUCAUUAACAACAGUAGAGAACCAUUUAGUUUUAUAAUUGUUUUUAAUCAUUUCGUUGGGACAUGACAUGGUCUGAGAUGUAAUAUAAAAGCAUAUUGUUAUACAAGCAGCCGAGAAUUAUAAUUUGUUAGGCGCAUAUGAUUAUCAGAUGCACUCCAUAAUGAAA